AUGUCUUCCGCAAGCUACCUUUUGGGACAUUUUGAAGCCCUCGACUGGCGCCCAAUGCAAUUUGCGAAUCUACCGUCAGCGAUAUCGUGUGACUUGUGCGCUGUCAUUCCGGAAAAUAUCUUCAGGCUCGAAUGUUACCAUUCCCUUUGUGAGGGAUGUUACCAGGGCGUCCUUCGAGUCAACCAACAGUGUCCGCUCGACAAGCAAGGCUUUCUUGAAAGUGAAGUGGUAAUUUCACCAGUUAGAACGACGCCUCUUCAGAAGUUAGAAGUUCACUGUUGCAACUUCAGCCAUGGGUGUAAUUUCGUCGGAUCGCUGGAACGAAUGAAAUCUCACUUCUUGAAGGACUGUGAGUUUCACGCGUUAGGUUGUAAGAAGUGUUGUGCCACGGUGCUCCGUAAAGACACCGUCAGCCAUUACAUGGAAGAACAGUGCGGGGCUCAAAAUACUUUCUGUUCGCGCGAAGAUGUUGCUAUUGACAGGAGCGUCGUUGGGAUUGGAAGAGACAUCAGCGCCUCAUUGGCAGAUAUAGCCGAAAAGCUGAAUGCUAUGGAAGACCAGCUAAAUAGCCAUACUGUGGGGAUCGACACUACGAAAGAGUACGUUGUGAAUUAUGCAGGAGUACUGCGCACGCUUCAAGAGGAACAAAGCCUGUCCUCGGUGACCAUGUCCAAAGCUGUCAGUGGCCUUCGCACAGUUACGGAAGCGUUGUCUUCUAUUGAAGACCAACGUAGCAACCAAGUUGUAAGUGCCGACGAUAUGAAAAACCGCGUUAUUUCCAUCGGACAGACACUAACUACUAUUGCAAGGUUGCAAAAAGAUGUAGGUGACAGUGUCGUUAGCUUGGCUGAAGGUUUGAAAGAACGCUCCAAGAAACUUGAAACGAUGCUGCUUUCGAGUGGGAACGGAAUCAACGUUGCUUUUUUCCACGUGCAAGGCGUCGACGAACUUGAAAAGAAGGCAAAGGAGGAACCGUGCGCCCGGGCUUUCUCUAAUGUGUUCGUGUUGUGUGGUUAUUCUGUUAGGUUAUGUGCGAAGUUAGAAAAAGAUGAUAGUGUCAUGCACAUAAGCGUUUACCUAUAUAUUUGUCGUGGUCCGAAAGACUCUCUUUUAAAAUGGCCCUUCUUGUUGCCUUAUACGCUUAUCUUGGUCCAUCCAACUGAUGAUAAAAAGAACAUUGAGUAUACAAUUGAAGUGCCAAACCUGUUUGAAGAGUUCCCUCAAUGUUUCAAUAGGCCAGGCGAAAGUGCAGAUAUGGGAUACGGCGCCCCUAAGUUGUGCAAACUGGAAGAUGCACUGAAUGACGGCUUUCUUCACGAGAACUCAAUUACUGUUGGUGUUACCCUUGUUCAAAGUAGUCAGUAG
Ornithodoros turicata is the source of this 1365-nucleotide messenger RNA. RefSeq names its product TNF receptor-associated factor 4-like. The transcript has a single exon. The coding region runs from base 1 to 1365 and encodes 454 amino acids. Gene Ontology annotation, molecular function: metal ion binding; protein binding. Lineage: Eukaryota; Metazoa; Arthropoda; Arachnida; Ixodida; Argasidae. The record is from RefSeq and is a predicted model, not a curated record.